AUGUUACUUUGGGAAUUAACUAGUGGUCGUCGGCCAUUUGAAAAAUAUUCACUUAGUAUUUUAUCUAGUUACAUCAUUCAAGGCCAUAGAGAAGAAACCAUUCCUGAAACUCCUAAAGAAUAUAGUGAUCUUUAUAUAAAAUGUUGGGAUGCUAAGCCAGAUGAACGUCCGUGUAUUGAAACUGUUCAUGAAGAAUUAAAAAAAUUAAUGAAGUGCUCUAUUGAAAUUUGUCCUAAAGACGACGAUGAUAUAAGAUUAACAGAAAAUAAUGAAAGUAACGAUUCGGGUACUGGAAUAUUUUCAGAUUCUGGUAUUCAAGGUUUAUCCAUUAUUAAAGAUAAAUCAGAUAAAUCGUAA
This is a messenger RNA of Racocetra fulgida, 357 nucleotides long. Lineage: Eukaryota; Fungi; Glomeromycota; Glomeromycetes; Diversisporales; Gigasporaceae. The record is from the annotation of a GenBank genome assembly.